UCUGAAGUUGAACCACAUAUUGGAGCUAUUGAAUAUGCAACUACUGUCUCAAAUGAAGAACAUUUGAACUUGCUCAGCCUUUUUGAACCUGGUAAAUUCCUGACACUAUGAUUAAUAAGUUCCACAAUCAUUUCAAUAUGAUUAUAUAUACAACUGCUCUGCCUUUUUUGUAAACCAAUUUUAAUGUUGUUACUUCUAAAUUCUAUUAGGUGCAUCAUCAAGUGGACACUGCUGGAAGCACAAAUAUGCUACCCGAAGGGCUUAUAAAAAGCCAAAUGAGAUCAUUGAAGCUAAUGUUGACCAACUGUCAAGUCCAACUGAUGAUAAUGACUUGGAAUGGGGAAAAGGGAGGCUUGAGAGUUCAACAGAUGAUAACAACUCUAAUUUUACAAAAGAAUGUGAUGAAUUUGAGACAGAGUCUUAUUAUGGGGGCUUCUAUGAUAGUGAUGAGGAUGGUCACAUUGGUUGCAAGAGAGUACGCAUAUCGAAAAUGGUUGUUGAUCCAAACUCAAAAAUUCCUAUAUCAGAAUUUAGAGACAUUUACCAGAAUGGAUAGAUAGUGCUUCAGUUGUGGAAAACAUUUAGAGACCACAAGCACUUUGGGCAAGUGUUGAAAGAUUAUGCUAUACAGGAAGGUUUUGAGUUGUGUAAAGUGAAGAAUGCUAGAAGCAGAGUCACAACAUUUUGUCGAGCAGAAGGAUGCACUUGGAGGAUACAUGCUUCUUUAUCUCCUGAUGGAAGACAUUUUAUCAUCAAAUCAUUGAAUCAAGAGCACAAAUGUCAAUGUGUAGUGAAGAAUAGGACAGUAACCGCUAGCUGGAUUGCACAUAAGCUUCAUAAUAGUUUUGCUAGAACUCCUGAUCUGAGUUUGCAAAAAAUGAGGGAUAAGUUGAAAGACAACUUUGGCAUCGAGGCAACUAACAGACAGUUAUAGAAAGCGAGACGGAAGGCAAGAGGAGAUGUUGGUGGUGGUUAUGUACACUCCUAUGCAAUUUUAAGGAGAUAUGCUGUUAUGAUUCAUCGCACUAACCCUGGGAGUAUUGCUAUUGUACAAAGUCAACUUGUGCCUGUCAAUAUAGAUGAUGGUGAGAUUGUAAAAGCCCCAAGAAUGCAGCCACAAUUCAAGAGAAUUUUCAUCUGCUAUGAAGGGGUCAAAAAUGGCUUCUUAGCCGGAUGUAGACCAUUUUUUGGAUUAGAUGGAUGUCAUCUAAAAGGGCCAUACAAAGGCAUUUUUUUGGUUGUUGUGGGGGUUGAUGCAAACCUCCACUUCUACCCCCUUGCUUAUGCAAUUGUUGAAGCUAAAAACACAGAUAGUUGGAGUUGGUUUUUGGAGUUACUGAGGGGAGAAAUAAGGGACACUGCCAGUGGCCAGCCAUGGUGCAUCAUGAGUGAUAGACAAAAGGGACUAAUUGAGGCUGUGGCUGCUAUACCAGAGGCAGAACACCGAUAUUGUUGUUUUCACAUUGAGAACAACAUGAUAAAAAAGUUUGGAACAUCAACUAAGGGGUUUGUUUUGGGAAGCAGCUGA
Humulus lupulus (European hop) is the source of this 1528-nucleotide messenger RNA. RefSeq lists its product as uncharacterized. The coding region runs from base 1013 to 1528 and encodes 171 amino acids. The record is from RefSeq and is a predicted model, not a curated record. NCBI's taxonomy places the organism in Eukaryota, Viridiplantae, Streptophyta, Magnoliopsida, Rosales, Cannabaceae. The transcript is spliced from 2 exons.